AUGGGAAUGAAUCAAAAGAUAUUAGCUGGUUUGGUGCAUUUAAUGGCUAUUAUGUUUGUUACAAUGAUUGUUAUUAACGCCCUGGGUGGAGCCGGUUACAAAGGCCUUUUUAAUCAGAGCACAGGACAGGUAUCAGACAACUACAAAAGUUACAUAACACCAGCAGGAUUUACUUUUAGUAUAUGGAGUGUCAUAUACAUAUUUCUUGGAGCCGGUGCAAUCUAUAGUCUAGCAAGCGUUUACCGAAAGAGUGAUGGCUCAAGUAACCGAGUCUACGUUCAUCCCAUUAUUCUCAACUGGCUUUUUUACGUCGCUCUCUCCACAAAUUUCUGCUUGAACGCGGUGUGGAUGGUCUUGUGGGACAGAAAAUUAAUGGUCGUUGCAAGCAUAGUUUUGUUGCUAAUAGCGUGCACUGGAUGGCUAUCUUUUGCUGUCGCUGUCGCCAGAGGAAAACGUGCCAUGGAGAAGAAAAGCCAUGGACUGUCGAAAACAGUUGUCUUCAAGGAAGUGCGACUACAAAGAAUUUUGAUCCAUAAUGGCAUUGCUCUAUACACUACUUGGACAACAAUCGCUUCUCUUCUGAAUAUUAACAUCGCCUUCCAGUACUUUGGCAAUACCGACGCAGAGACAACCAGUUUGGUUUGCUCGUCGAUUCUUUUGAUCAUCAUGCUAGGAUGGUUUUUCAUUGAGAAUACCUAUUGGCUUGAUCCAUACGUUCGCUACACAGUAACACAAUAUCCUGUGAUUAUUUUUGGUACCUUCGGAAUCCUGAGUAAACAAGCCGAUCCGAAUCGUACAGACGGACCCGUUCCAGAGAGCGUACGAAUUCUGACGUGGAUCAUUUUGGGAGUCGCCUCAAUUCAGCUUGCGGUUCGAUUGGUCAUCGUUAUUUACCGCUACCGCACUCGACCUCUCUUUGAAAGUGAACCUGUAGCAACUGCAGGUCAGAACGAAUAG
Messenger RNA from Daphnia pulicaria, 957 nucleotides. RefSeq lists its product as uncharacterized. The record is from RefSeq and is a predicted model, not a curated record. The transcript has 6 exons. Lineage: Eukaryota; Metazoa; Arthropoda; Branchiopoda; Diplostraca; Daphniidae. The coding region runs from base 1 to 957 and encodes 318 amino acids.